CAUAGCCCGGUAUCUUAGCAAGGAGGAGGGCUUGUAAGGAGAGAGAAUAAAAGGACUCUGUGCUUUCAACUUUAGUGUCCAAUAUAUUGCAAGAUAGAGCUAUUUAAUUAUAGCCUCAUCUAUCUCCUCCUCCUUUUCCUUCCCUUCUUUCUUUCACCUCCUUCUUUCACUAGUGAAGAAGCUUGAGAGACAUGUCUAGCUGCAGCAUCGAUGUUGCACCUGAGCAACUCUGCUACAUCCCUUGCAACUUUUGCAAUAUUGUUCUUGCGGUGAGCGUUCCAUGCAGUAGCCUCUUUGACAUCGUGACCGUCCGAUGUGGACACUGCACCAACCUUUGGUCCGUGAACAUGGCCGCUGCGUUUCAAUCACUGUCAUGGCAAGAUGUUCAGGCACCAAGCCAUGGCAAUCCAGAAUAUAGGAUUGAAACUGGCUCCACUUCCAAAUGCAACAACAGGAUUGCAAUGCGUGCACCCACCACUCAUGUAACUGAGGAAAGGGUUGUGAACCGACCUCCCGAGAAGAGGCAGCGCGUACCUUCUGCUUAUAAUCAGUUCAUAAAGGAAGAAAUUCAGAGGAUCAAGGCCAAUAAUCCUGAUAUCAGUCACAGAGAAGCCUUCAGUACAGCUGCAAAGAACUGGGCACAUUUUCCUCAUAUUCAUUUUGGGCUGAUGUUGGAGAGCAACAAAUCAAGCUAAGAUGGAGAACGUUUCUGAGAAGUGUAUUUGAUGUCAAAGGCUGCGCUAUUGAACAAAUGAAGGCUAUCUUCAUCAUAUUUAAGGACUUCAGUUUCGUUUCAGUCUGUCAAGUAAACAAUUAAUGUCCUGAAAUUUAGUGUUUUAAGGACAAUUAACUCUUUUUCGUCGUUAUUGUACUUGUCACUACUUACUACUUGUUCAAUGGAUGCUUUUACUUAAAUUUGAGGUGAGAAUGCUGCUUUACCUU
Molecule: messenger RNA, 942 nt
Organism: Gastrolobium bilobum
Lineage: Eukaryota; Viridiplantae; Streptophyta; Magnoliopsida; Fabales; Fabaceae
Product: axial regulator YABBY 5
Exons: 7
Coding region: 192-695 (167 amino acids)
Biological process (GO): cell fate commitment; multicellular organism development; abaxial cell fate specification
Cellular component (GO): nucleus
Source: RefSeq, a predicted model, not a curated record